AUUUUUUUUGGGCUUUGAAUUGUUGUUUCUGAUCUUUCAUGAACCAAAUGUGAAAAGCAGAUUAAUCGAUAAUGAAAAUAAUUGUUCAAUGCAACAUUACUGUAGUGCCCCCAAGUGGCCAAAAAACCUGCUCUAAAAACCUUUUUUUAUUUUUUUAAGUGGUUAAAUAAUUAAAAUAAAACAGUUGGGUACUGUAGUUUCUAUAAAACGUUAGUCAAACAGGAUUAAAUAGUGCAUUUGGUUGGGACUAUUUUCAGCCGCGGAUUAAUACACAAUUAGUGCACUAAUGAGUAGAUACAGCAGGACGUGUUUAUAAUGGUCUAAAAAUAAACUGCAGUGCCCAAGUUCAUCAUAAUGAGGGAACAUGUCAUGUGGCUCAUCAAUGAGUUUUUGGAAAUCAAUGGAACAGAGGAACAAGUUGUAUCAGACUUUGGCUCCUUGUUAAAAUAUAGAACUAUAAUAAUUUAAGAAUAUAAAUAUAGAAUAUCACCAACCCUAUUCUUUAACUUCAGUACCUCAUUCACAGUCACUGAUGCAAAAUCAUGGUGCAACUUUUCUUUUGUCUUAACAUUAUUUAAAUAUUUAUUUUCUUAAUGUGACAACUAAUUUCCUCAAUAUUAGCCUUGAUAGUAAUGUUCAUCGACAGGAUUACAGUGAACACAAUGUGAAGCUGAAUACACAAAAUACUAUUGUAUUACUAUAUAAAUGUUUAAGCAGCUGAAUCAGGAUUAUUUUGAAACAUGAAUAUACAAAGGGAUCAUUUAUGGAGAUCAUGUCGUGUUUUAUUUCCCUCGUGUGUCAAAGUGUCUCAGGUGUAUCAGAUCAUUAUUUAAUCAAUGAAAAACAUCACAUUGUACAGUACAAUACUUUACACUCCCUGCCUGCUGGAAUUAAAAUGACAAACCUGACUAUAAAUAUAGAUUUCAGAGUCUCUGUAGCUGCAUUUUCAAAUAAUUAAGCAUUACAAGAAGUGCUUGUUUAUAAAGUAGCAGUCAAAAGUAACUAAGUACAUUCACUCAAGUACUGUACUUGGUAUUUCUAUUUUAAUACUUGUACUCUACUACAUUUCUUCAGGAAAUAUUGUAUUUUAUGCUCCACUUUAUUCAUCUGACAGCUGUAACUACUUAUCAGAUUCAGAUUAUUAAUACAAAUUAUAUUCUAACUAAUAAAUUAUUAAGUAUUAUUACAGAUUAAGCAACCCUGCGGUAAAUAAAGUAGUUGAAAUUCGCUGCACUUUUACCAGCUGCAACAUUUAUGUGAUGCUUAAACAUAAAUGCAUCAAUAGUUAUGAUACAAUAAUGUAAUAUAUUAUGAAAUGGGCCAAUACGUAUAAUGACUACUUUCUAAGUAUAUUUGGAUUCACUUUGAAUCCAGGACUUUUACUUGAGUAUUUCCACGUGGUUGUGUUGCUACUUUUACUCCAGUAAACUAUCUGAGUACUACCUCCACCACUGGAAAAAAGUACAAUGCAUUUUUAAUUCGUUUAAUAAAUGUUGCACGAUGGGACACGAUGUUCCUUUACGUUUCAUUGGCUUUAAAUUGAGUCGACCAAUCCAGAGAGGCCUUGUUCAGCUGCAUCCAAUAGCAGCAGCUGAUGUUGACACCCAGUGGUGGGAAGGGCAGAUUGUUGCAGCUGAUCAUAGAGUUUAUUUCACUGAGUGCAGACACACGUUGUGGAUUCAAUAUUUUUUAGUACGCACCCGGUCCUGAUGGGGGGAAACAGCCCGAGUCACCUCUCUCGUGAGGAUGGUGAAGGCGGAGGAGUUACUUUUGUGAAGGGCAUUCGGCUGUCAGAUAAAGUGAUCCACCGGAUGAAAGAGUCUCCAAAGGUCUCACAGGGUGGACGUCCUAAUUUUCGCUCACCUGAAACACAAACACCCACUCCAGUUCCCGCCCCCUCUGUCGAACACUUGAUGCCUCUUCUGAAGCCUCCUCCUCCGUUCAGCACACCAUCCACACCUCCGUCAGCGGAACCUUCUCCUGCUGUAAAACUCGUCCCUCCUCCUCCUGUAAAGUUUCACUCCCUGCCUCCUACUUCUGUGGAGCCUGCAUCCCCGCCUCCACCUGUAGAGCCAAAAACUCCACCUCUAAUUGCGCCUGUUGUCUCAGAUGCCGCUGCACCCACUCCCCCUCCUCCUCCUCCUCAAGAAGCCCCACCCACACCUCCAUCAGUGGAACCACCUCCUCCUGUAAAGUUUCACUCCCUUCCUCCUACUCUGGAGCCCGAAGCCCCGCCAAAAACUCCACCUCUAACCAUUCCUGUGGUAGCAGCCCCUCCUCCAUCUACACCAUCUCCACAAGUAGAAGCACCUGUGGAGCUUGAAUUGCCUCCUCCUCCUCCACCAGCUGCUGGAGAGCCAGUAGUCCUGCCUCCUGUUGAAUCCUUCAUCCUACCUCAUGUAGAGCCAGAAACCAUGUCUACUCCGGCGAUAGCAGAACACAUCUUCGACCCUAUUGUCCUACCUCCACCCGUAGAAUCGGCUGUAGCUCCACCUGAACCUUUAGCUUCACUGCUGCCCUCUGAAACAUCUCCAACUACUAUUGAACCUGCUGCUGUCACUCCCUCUGUUGAAUCUGUUAUAAUACCAGUGGAAAUGGCUCAACCUCCACCCACUGUUGAAUUUACACCAGUUCAACCAAUAACACCAACCUGUCAUGUUGAUUCUGCUCCUGUUGAAGCUCUAGUUUUACCGCCGCAAGUGGAGACGACUCUUGUUGGAGCUGCAGUCCCACCUGCUGCAGUUGAAAAAGAAAUGCCUCCUGUCCUGGUUUCAGCUGUCGAUCCACCACUUCCAUGUGAACUUAUUUCACCUCCUCUGGAGCCGGUGGCAGCACCCUCUCCUCCUCUGGAGCCGGUGGCAGCACCCUCUCCUCCUCUGGAGCCGGUGGCAGCACCCUCUCCUCCUCUGGAGCCGGUGGCAGUACCCUCUCCUCCUCCGGAGCCGGUGGCAGCACCCUCUCCUCCUCCGGAGCCGGUGGCAGUACCCUCACCUCCUCCGGAGCCGGUGGCAGUACCCUCACCUCCUCCGGAGCCGGUGGCAGCACCCUCACCUCCUCCGGAGCCGGUGGCAGCACCCUCACCUCCUCCGGAGCCGGUGGCAGCACCCUCACCUCCUCCGGAGCCGGUGGCAGUACCCUUACCUCCUCUGGAGCCGGUGGCAGCACCAGCACCUCCUCCGGAGCCGGUGGCAGCACCAUCUCCUCCUCCGGAGCCGGUGGCAGCACCCUCACCUCCUCCGGAGCCGGUGGCAGCACCAGCACCUCCUCCAGAGCUCACUUUUGAAGAGCCCCCCCUACCCUGUCACUGUGUGGAGCUGGCCAUCAUACCGACUGAUGCACCUAUAAGUGAACCCUUCGUAGAGCCUCUGGCACCACCUCCACCCUCUCCAGCUCCUCCUGCUGAGGAGCCCACCAUAAACCCGUCUCUGCCCCCUGUUGUUGAGGACGAAGUACCUGCUGUUGCCUCAGCAGCGCCACCUGCAGCAGCUUCACCCGUUCCUCCUGCAGUGGUGGAGGAAGAGCUGAGGCAGAAGAUCAAAGAGGAGAUGCAGAUGAGUCUGGAGGAGGAGAUCAACCAGAAGAGGCAGGAGCUGCAGCGACAGCUGGAGGAGAUGAGGGCUCAGGCUCAAUCAGAGGCCCGUGCAGCCGUUCGGGCUCAGGUGGAGGAGCAGGUGAGGAAGACGCUGGGGGCGGAGAAGGAGGCGUACGUAGAGAACCUGACGGACUCCAUCAUGAAGGAGAGAAUGAAGACUGGCGACGAGAGGCUGAUGGUGCAGCUUUAUCGGAUGGAGGUGAAGGCUCAUCAGCUGGAGGAGAGGGAGAAAGAGUUGAUGAAACGAGAUGUUCUCUACAAGGAACAUGUCGCAAAACUUGAGGCAAAGUGCACCGAGUUUUACAAAGUGACUGCUGAGAGCUUCCAGAAGGGCAAAGAGGAGACUCACAACCGUUUUGCGCGUUUCGACAUCCAGCCGGUGUGCGGUGACUUGCAGAGUCAGAUUCUGAAAUGCUACAAGGACAACACGGGAAAGACUCUGUCGUGCUCGAGCAUCGCCUCGGCCUACAUGCAGUGUGUGGACAACGCCAAGAAGAAUAAAUUGAGCCCCGGAGGUUAAUGUGGACCGCUUGAUGAGGAUGAAAACAUCUGGAAGCUUUACAGCUGCAGCAAGGAAAAGUUGACCGACAGAUGAGUCACAGGAGAAUCGACUCCAGCCUUUACAUAUAUCUGGAAAAACGUGGUGACGUCAUGUUUUCAACCUCUCUGGUUCUUGGGAUCAUCUUAAAACCAAUUGUGCCACAACAAUAACAGACGGAUCAAUUCAUUUUAUGUGCUCGUCUUCGUAAAUGAGGUGAAGCACACAAAAGGAGUUUGACUUUUGAAUUUAAGUCAAGUGUUUGUGUGAGAUAUACAGUAUAUAUACGGAAUGACAUCCUGGUGAAUCGAUAUGUAUGUGUGCCUUGAAGUUACAAAAGCUAAUUAUCAGAUUUCAGAUGCAUGAAAGAACUGUUUAAUGAGCGGGAUGUCAAGUAACAAAGACUUGUACAUGCUUGAGUUUAUUGAUUCUGUAUAUAAGUUAUUUCAGAAGUUUUCUUUCUGAUGCAUGCAAAGAAAAUUAAAUCGGUCUCAAUAAACUUUGUUGUGGAAUCGCAUAAUGUUGUAGUUUGAGUAAAAGUGCACAAUUUCUUCUACAGGGUAUGCAUUCUUCAUCAUUACAUAAUUAAGGACUGAACCUUCACUUUAUUUUCCA
Molecule: messenger RNA, 4745 nt
Organism: Anarrhichthys ocellatus (wolf-eel)
Lineage: Eukaryota; Metazoa; Chordata; Actinopteri; Perciformes; Anarhichadidae
Product: proline-rich extensin-like protein EPR1
Exons: 9
Coding region: 1710-4112 (800 amino acids)
Biological process (GO): inner mitochondrial membrane organization
Cellular component (GO): MICOS complex; mitochondrion
Source: RefSeq, a predicted model, not a curated record